UAAGGACAAGCGCUUCGUUAGCUGGUUUCGGGAAGCUUGGCCCUAUUUUAGGGCGCAUAGAGGCAGCACCUUCGUUGUCGUUAUUUCCGGAGAAAUUGUCGAUUCUCCGUACUUGGAACCCAUUCUAAAGGAAGUGAGGCCAAGUAUGUUGGUCGAUACCGAAUUACAGAUGUUCACUCUCUGGAAGCAGCAAUGGAGGCAGCUGGUAGAAUCCGCAUUCUGAUAGAAGCAAUGCUUGCUCCUGGACCUUCAAUAUGCAGUAUUCGUCGACAUGGUGAUAAUAGUCGUUGGCAUGAUGUUGGUGUUAGUGUUGCAAGUGGUAAUUUUCUUGCCGCUAAGAAACGAGGAGUUGUUAAUGGCAUCGACUUUGGAGCGACUGGUGAAGUAAAGAAAGUUGAUGCUUCUCGUAUACGUGAGAGGCUUGAUGGAGAUUGUAUAGUAGUAUUAAGCAAUCUGGGUCAUUCCAGCUCUGGGGAAGUUUUAAAUUGCAACACUUAUGAAGUUGCUACUGCUUGUGCCAUAGCUGUUGGAGCAGAGAAGCUCAUUUGCAUUGUAGAUGGACCAAUCUUAGAUGAAAACGGAUGGCUUAUUCGUUUCAUGACCCUACAAGAUGCGGACAUGUUGAUCCGCAAGAGAGCUAAGCAAAGUGAAAUAGCAGCAAACUAUGUAAAGGCUGUUUGUGAGGAAGAUAUCUCUAGUUCUGGAUAUUUUGAUUCUAAUAGGAUGAGCCUUCAUCAUCAGAAUGGGAGUUUCAGUAAAAAAAAUAAUGCAACAUUUCAUAAUGGUGUUGGUUUUGACAAUGGGAAUGGACUGUGGUCUGGUGAACAAGGAUUUGCUAUUGGAGGUGAGGAGCGGUUGAGUAGAUUAAAUGGUUACCUUUCAGAGCUGGCUGCUGCAGCUUUUGUUUGCAGAGGUGGUGUUCAAAGAGUUCAUUUAUUAGAUGGCACCAUUGGUGGAGUUUUGUUACUAGAGUUGUUUCAAAGAGAUGGAAUGGGGACUAUGGUGGCUAGUGAUCUUUAUGAAGGAACAAGGGCGGCUGCAGUGAUGGAUAUCCAUGGAAUAAAACAAAUUAUAAAGCCUCUGGAAGAUUCUGGGACUUUGGUUCGGAGAACUGAUGAAGAGCUACUUGAAGCAUUGGAUUCAUUCAUCGUCGUGGAGAGAGAAGGUCAAAUUAUUGCAUGUGCUGCUCUUUUUCCUUUCGUUGAAGAGAAGUGUGCAGAAGUUGCUGCUAUUGCCGUGUCUCCUGAGUGCCGUGGAGAAGGGCAUGGGGACAAAUUACUUGAUUACAUUGAGAAGAAAGCGUCAUCCCUUGGGUUGGAGAGGCUUUUUCUGCUUACUACCCGAACUGCAGAUUGGUUUGUGAGGCGUGGCUUCUUAGAGUGUUCCAUUGAGUCUAUUCCUGAAGCAAGGAGGAAAAGGAUAAAUCUCUCCCGUAGAUCGAAAUAUUAUAUGAAGGUGCUGCAGCCAGACAUGAGUGGCAUUACAGUUCGUAGGGAGUUGAAUUAAGAUGGCCAAAUCAUGAGAGCAUGAGAGCGUGCUACUAUUCCUUGGUGGUAUGUAGCUCAUUUAGAUCUGCUGACUAGUGUAGGAUCUAUUGUAGCAGGGGUCUCAACAAUUGUAGAUGGUAAUAUCGUAGGUAGGUUUCUGAGUGCUCUACCACCAACCCCCUCCCCCCAAAAGGUGUGGCAGGGAACAGGGUUGUGAUCAGAAGAGCCCCACCAUUUUUUUGUUUGGUUAAGAACGUAAUGAUAAUGAUAAAAAUAGAAGAAAAAAAAAAGGAAGGAAUUUUAUUGGCAA
Macadamia integrifolia is the source of this 1797-nucleotide messenger RNA. RefSeq names its product probable amino-acid acetyltransferase NAGS1, chloroplastic. Lineage: Eukaryota; Viridiplantae; Streptophyta; Magnoliopsida; Proteales; Proteaceae. Gene Ontology annotation, biological process: L-arginine biosynthetic process. Gene Ontology annotation, cellular component: cytoplasm. The record is from RefSeq and is a predicted model, not a curated record. The coding region runs from base 193 to 1506 and encodes 437 amino acids. Gene Ontology annotation, molecular function: L-glutamate N-acetyltransferase activity, acting on acetyl-CoA as donor. The transcript is spliced from 9 exons.